Messenger RNA from Salpingoeca rosetta, 1545 nucleotides. RefSeq lists its product as uncharacterized. Gene Ontology annotation, biological process: double-strand break repair. The coding region runs from base 1 to 1545 and encodes 514 amino acids. Gene Ontology annotation, cellular component: PML body; cytoplasm. Gene Ontology annotation, molecular function: single-stranded DNA binding; 5'-tyrosyl-DNA phosphodiesterase activity. Lineage: Eukaryota; Choanoflagellata; Craspedida; Salpingoecidae. The record is from RefSeq and is a predicted model, not a curated record. The transcript has 2 exons.
AUGAAACGCAGGAGCAGCAGGAGCAGUGAUGACGACACCAAGGACGCGCCACCCCACCCUGUGAUGGCGAGCCUGGUACGCUCGACGGCUGCGCGGCGGCGGCGCCAACACCUACACUUUGGCGUGAAGCAGGAGCCAACGACCACAGCAACGGCACGGACAGCAUCAAGGACAAUGUCAACAACCACCACGAGCACCACGAGCGCGAGCACCACAACCGCGAGCACCACAACCGCGAGCACCGUUCGUGGCACAGCGGCAAGUCGGAGACAGCACAAGGGCCGAGGUGCCUCGUCCAAGCCGUCGUCUCUGGCAUUGCUCAGCCCCGAAGAGCAGGCGGAGAUCGCAGAUGCUGCCGCAUCUCUCCUCGGGGACAAUGAUGACGACGACAACGAUGGUGAUGGUGAGGGUGAUGGCGAUGGUGAUGGCGAUGGGGAUGGUGAUGAUGGUAAGGCUGGUGGUGCGAACAAGAAUGGUGGUGAGGUCGUUGUCAUUGAUGAUGACGAUGAUGAUGACGACAGUGGCAGCGUCAACUGCAACGCAGACGGUACCAUCAUUGUCAAGGAUGAGGAGGAGGACGAAGCAAAGCAGUCAAUGAAGCGCCCGAAGAUUGAGGAGAGCCAGCAAAGCGGCGACAGCGCCCCUGGCGCCAACAGGGCUGGCCCAGGCGUGCUGCGCGUUGUGUCGUGGAACAUCAACGGCCUCACGGACCGGCCCAGCCGGCUGCCGCGCACAUACAUCCACAUGUGCGACGAGCUGCGGUCCGUCGAGCCAGACGUCGUCCUGCUGCAGGAGGUGGAGCCCACCUACUACGAUCACCUCCUGCUGGUUAUGCAGUCGCUCGGGUUUAUCGCCUGUCACGACCAGCCGCGCAUGGCUGCCGCCGCCAACCCCAUGCUCGCCUUCAUGUUUGCUGCCGCUGGAGGCGGCGUCGGCAUGUACGAUAUGGACACAAACCCGACACGCGCGCCACCCUACUUCACCAUGUCGUUUAUCCGGCGCGGGCGGCUGUCGCUCAUGUCCCACCGCCGCACGCCCUUCCACAACACGAACAUGAUGCGUGACCUCAACACCUUGGACGUGCGCUGCGACAGAACGAUGCGGCGCCUAUGGAUCGGCAACGUCCACCUCGAGAGCUGCAAGGAGUACUCCCAGCAGCGCUGCCAGCAGUUUACGGAGUGCCUGCAGGCCCUUGACCGCCACGCUGUUGGCAUCGUCAUUGGCGACACCAACCUGCGCGAUCCCGAGGCAAGGCGCACCCUCGACGCGUACCUCACGUCGCACCCGCAGUCUGGGAUUGACGACGCCUGGCUGAUGGCGGGCAGUCCACCAGCAGCCCGUUGGACGUGGGACACGCGCGUCAACGACACGCUCGACACAAGCAGGUGGCAGUCGCGUCCGCACGCGCGGUACGACCGCUGCUUUGUCAAGGGCCUGAAGACGCUGGAGUUUCAACUCCUGGGCACGCAGCGCAAGCCCAAUGGCUUCAUCAGCGACCACUUUGGUGUCUGCAUCGACUUUGAGUGGCCCCCAGCACAACGGUGA